This is a messenger RNA of Polypterus senegalus (gray bichir), 849 nucleotides long. It is a transcript of the gene pfdn5, whose product is annotated as prefoldin 5. The transcript has 6 exons. Gene Ontology annotation, cellular component: cytoplasm; prefoldin complex. The record is from RefSeq and is a predicted model, not a curated record. Gene Ontology annotation, biological process: protein folding; regulation of DNA-templated transcription. NCBI's taxonomy places the organism in Eukaryota, Metazoa, Chordata, Cladistia, Polypteriformes, Polypteridae. The coding region runs from base 27 to 488 and encodes 153 amino acids.
UCCUCCGCCGGCUUCUCGAUCUCAAGAUGGCGGUGAAUGUGGCGGAUCUUUCUUUGCCGCAGUUGGAGGGGUUGAAGGGGCAGUUGGACCAGGAGACAGAAUUCUUAACAUCAUCCAUCUCCCAGCUCAAGGUGGUCCAGACAAAAUAUGUGGAAGCAAAAGAGUGUGUAAACGUCCUGAACAAAGAGAAUGAAGGGAAAGAGCUUUUGGUUCCCUUAACCAGUUCAAUGUAUGUACCAGGAGUGCUAAAUGAUGUUGAACAUGUUCUAGUUGAUAUUGGAACUGGCUAUUAUGUGGAAAAGAAUGUUGAAGAAUCAAAAGACUUCUUCAAGCGGAAGAUUGAUUUCCUUACAAAGCAAAUAGAGAAGAUUCAACCCGCACUACAGGAGAAGCAUGCCAUGAAGCAAGCUGUUGUUGAAGUGAUGAACAUGAAGAUCCAGCAACUGCAUGCAGCACAGAACCCUCAGUCCAGCACAGCUAAAGCGUAGAAUUUCUCCUUUAAGGUCAACAUGCCAGUACAUUUGGAAAACGGGACUGGUGGGAAACUCUAGUGAGCUUCUGGUUGAUCUCCCACUCGGCUGAAGGGGGAGUGAAGGCAACAAAACUCAACCUACAAGUCAAGAAUGAUGAUUUUUUUUUUUGGAUUUUCAUUCCCUGACAACACCAAUUUCUUUUUUUUGAGGAAAGACUUUGUUUUAAAAGCAGUUAGGAACAGAGGUAAUGUUCAUUUGCAGUACCAGUAACGUUUUGCUGCGGUUUGCCUGUUAGGUUUAUUAUAUUUUGUAUUUAAGCACUGAAUUGUUCAAGUGUGGGACGUGACAAGCGAAUAAAGCCACUGUGUUUCAGCAA